This is a messenger RNA of Grammomys surdaster, 2616 nucleotides long. RefSeq names its product junctional cadherin complex regulator (gene Jhy). The coding region runs from base 44 to 2371 and encodes 775 amino acids. Gene Ontology annotation, biological process: brain development; axoneme assembly. The record is from RefSeq and is a predicted model, not a curated record. The transcript is spliced from 9 exons. Lineage: Eukaryota; Metazoa; Chordata; Mammalia; Rodentia; Muridae.
GGUUGGUGGUAUCACCAACACAUGGCCAACUUUUCGCCCUAAGAUGCCCGGGUGGAUGAAUAAAUAUAAACCAGUUCCCAAGCUCUCUAGCCAGUCUCCUGUCCAUCACGCCAACUCGAGGACCCCACCUUCGGGCAGACCCUUUAAGAAAGAAGACUUAAACCUGAUUUCAAAAGACUCCCUGGAAUCAGAUUCAGAAAGCCUCCCUCAAGAGGCUAAGUCCUGGUCUGAUAUUAAGGACCAAAUCCAGGACAAAGAUAUGGAGCCUGACAGCUUGGAAGAGGACAGCCCAAGCGAGACAGAAGAGGCGGUGAACAGAAAAGCAGCCCACAGCACUAACAGGGAAGACCUAGGAGCUCGUGAUGCUGGUGUGAAUCACAGCCAACAUCAGGUAGAAGACAAAUAUUCAGACCUCCGAUAUGAUCCCAAUUGGAAGAAUAAAAGAGAGGAGAGACAGCCAUUGGCUGUGGAAGCAUCACCAGGGUCUGCAGAUAGCUCUUCAGAAAACCUGCCUUUGGCCCCGCUCUACCCUUCCAGGGAGCCGUCCAUGGCACUCGCAGCUGGCAAAGGCAAAGAGAAGAGGAGUCCUCAGAGCGAAGCCUCCUUACUUGGAAGCGAAUUUCUAAGCCCAAAGUAUGAGUGUGGCACCCGUCAAAAUGAGUCCUUUUCAGAACUAAGCGACAGUGACCAGGAGGAGAAAUCCAGCGACCUGUCUCAGUACCUAAAGAGUUCCAGCUCACAUAACGAAGUUUUCCUGCCGGGGUCCCGUGGCCCACGCAGAAGGAAGUCCAAGCAAUAUUUUGUGGAGAAAAACAAGCUGACUUUGGGAUUACCUGCUCCUAAAACAGACUCUUACCUUCAACUUCACAAUAAAAAGAGAGGAGAGACUCGCCUGGAACAGAUUUCCUAUCCCAUCAGAGAUACUGGCAAGAUGACUGUCCAGAAUGACAAAGAAGUCGAAAACACUUUCAUGGAUCCUGAGGACAAAUGGCAUCAGAGAGCACAACAGCUCAAGAAUUACCAAGAACAUCUGUCCCAGUACGAAGACACAAAAUCAGGCAACGUCCCAAGAGGUCAGUCUUCCGAUGCAGCCAACGGCCAGCAACCUUCCAGAAGAACAGCCAAGGCCAGGGUUCGGAAACAGAGGAAACCCAAGAAUGGCCUGAAGUCUCUUGGGACAAAAGAGCUUGUUGUCAGUCAAAACAAUCAGAAUAACCCUCUCCAACAACCACAAAACCAAAGGCAACCUAUGGAUGUGUCAGCAAAGCAUGAGCUGGCUGCACCCAAGAAUGCUUCUAGUCCCAGUGUACAGGACUCCAGAACACUCACCCACAAUCCCAAAGUCACCUCUGACCCUUUCGUUCCACCCAAGCAGCCUUUUGACAGAGUAUUAUAUAAAAACUCUGUCUCAGGGCUGGACGCUAAUAAAAGACAAGGACACAGGGCUGAGGAAGAGAAGAGAAUCUUGUAUCAGUCACAGCCCAUCUACAUGUUUUCUGACAUAGAUCUUCUGCAAGACUUUAAUGAACUUUCUCACAGACAUGAGUCCCCGAGCCAGAGAGGCCCUCAGUCUGACUAUCACACGAACACACACAGGUCAACGAAGACGAAGAAGCUGUCCAAACAACCACAGGCAAAGACGAAAUACAAGAACAUAGAGAUGCUCUGGAAAUUCCACUCUUCCUCAGACAUGGAGCCCGCUAGUGCCUCUCCAGACUCCCGGCUUGCCCAGAUCAUGGAGCAGCACCAGCACGCCUUGAUGCAGCUGGCAGAGGUGCAGCCCAGCGAGGGCUCCUUGUCUAGCAUUGUACUCCCGCCUAUCCUGUCCAGGGUAGAAAGUGAAUCGCAGCUCAGUUCAGAGAGAAGGCACAGACACCAGACGAAGAUGGCCCGGAGUAAUUCUGAAGGCUACCUGCUUCAGCUGGAGAAAGGGAGGAAACACCGGAAGCGAAGCGGCACAAAGAGUUCCAAGCUGAAAGGUUAUCAGAAAAGAGACGUGAAACUUGGAGGCCUGGGACCUGACUUUGCGUCCAUCAGAGACAAAAUGCAAACGUUAAUGCAGCAGAAAGAAUAUGCAAAGCAAGUCAAGGAAUACAACAUGAAGACGCUGUCGGUUCUGUCCAAACCACCGACAUCGAAAACUGAGAGUAAAUCAGCAAUUUCUCGGAAGAAGGCUUUGGACUAUGCCAAGACCAUCCCCAAACCCAAACCACCAAAUCUACCUGAUCAAACAGCAAAGAAAACUAAGAACUCAAGGCACAGUGAAAAAGAAGGAGGCUUACCAGAAAUUUCCCUGCUGGAGAUCCUGCAGAGCAGACACGAGCGGGAAAAGCAGGCUGUGGCUGCUUUCAAAGUCCUUCACAUCGUCUAGACGGCAUUUAGUGGGGAUCAAAAGUGCGAUGCAAGCUUGGGACAUGGAUAAGAGACAGUAAACAAUUCCACACUGAGUGGUGAGCUGGCACUGCCACCUGCCUGCUGCCCUUGUCUGCUCUGCGCAGAGAAGUUAAUGAUGACAUGUUUAACCUUCUGGAAAGAAAAAUACAUAUAAUUAUUUCUUUUCAAAUCUGUUAGAAUUUGGGCCGGUAGAAGGCUAGACAAUAAAGCCUUUGGUUUUUA